AUGUACCGACAGAUAAGUAUACAUCCUCAGGAUCGGGACUAUCAACGAAUCCUGUGGCGAAGUCAUCCAUCCGAACCGAUUAAACAUUUUAAGUUAACAACAGUUACAUAUGGCACGGCCAGCGCCCCGUACUUGGCGAUGCGCACUUUGCAUCAGCUAUCGGAUGACGAAAGGGUGCACUAUCCAAAAGCGUGUCGAGCCAUUAAAGGAGACUUUUAUGUGGAUGAUGUCCUAACAGGCGGAGAUACAAUCAAGGAAGCGCAGACCUUACAGCAAGACCUUAUCAAAGUACUACAAAAGGGAGGGUUUAAAUUACGGAAAUGGCCAGCAAAUCACGAUAGCCUAUUGGAGUCAAUUCCUGUUUCCGAUAGAGAAGCGAACCCACCGUUAAGCAUCGACGAGGAAGAUCACAUCAAGACGCUAGGACUACGAUGGCAUCCAGCAAGGGAUUGCUUUUUCUUCAAGGUUACCUUAGAGGAGAUCACAAGUACUGUGCUCACGAAACGACAAUUGCUUUCUGAGGUAGCAAAAUUAUUCGAUCCAGUGGGAUGGUUGCAGCCGUGUAUUAUCGUAGGGAAAAUAAUGAUGCAGCAGCUGUGGUUACAACACAGAACCUGGGAUGAACCAAUCACAGAAGAACUUGAUGCGAAAUGGCGAAACUUCCGUUCACAGUUGCCGGUUCUCCAAGAAAUUACAAUUCCAAGGUGGCUACACUGUAGUGAUACUGUAGUCCAUGGAUUUUGUGACGCCUCAGAAGCAGCAUAUGCGGCAGUCAUCUAUGUACGCAUUGAGGAACGUGACGGUUCCACAACUGUUCAACUCAUAACGUCGAAGUCCAAAGUCACACCGUUAAAGGUCCAAUCGAUUCCACGGUUGGUGCUGUGCAGCGCUGCGCUCUUGUGCGACCUGAUGUCAACUACGUUAGAAGCCCAUGGUUGGAAGGAUGUCAUUCCCUAUUAUUGGACAGAUUCGAUGAUCGUACUACAAUGGCUCGAAAGUCUAGGAGCUAAAUGGAAAGUGUUUAUCGCCAAAGAGUCAGCCAAAUUCAUUCCUCCUCCGAUUCCAAACAAUGGCGACAUAUAA
Messenger RNA from Hermetia illucens (black soldier fly), 1083 nucleotides. RefSeq lists its product as uncharacterized. The transcript has a single exon. Lineage: Eukaryota; Metazoa; Arthropoda; Insecta; Diptera; Stratiomyidae. The coding region runs from base 1 to 1083 and encodes 360 amino acids. The record is from RefSeq and is a predicted model, not a curated record.